This is a messenger RNA of Brettanomyces bruxellensis, 1560 nucleotides long. RefSeq lists its product as uncharacterized. The record is from RefSeq and is a predicted model, not a curated record. Gene Ontology annotation, molecular function: monooxygenase activity; oxidoreductase activity, acting on paired donors, with incorporation or reduction of molecular oxygen; iron ion binding. The coding region runs from base 1 to 1560 and encodes 519 amino acids. The transcript has a single exon. NCBI's taxonomy places the organism in Eukaryota, Fungi, Ascomycota, Pichiomycetes, Pichiales, Pichiaceae.
AUGUUAGAAGAAUUACUGCAAAAAGAAUCAGAUCACGUAAAGACUUUCGGAAUAGCAGGAAUAGUUUCCCUUGCUAUUUUCUACUUUUUGAUAUAUCCUUUGUACUUAAACCCGUUGUGCAAAGUUCCUGGUCCCAAAAUAUGUGCGUUAUCAAAAUUCUGGAUUUUGUACAAGAGUUGGUCCGAACAAAGAAAUCACUAUGUCGAUGAACUUCAUAAGGAAUAUGGACCAAUUGUUAGAAUUGGACCUAAUGAAGUGGAUAUAAGUGACUCCGAUUACUUGAAUGAGGUGUUUAUUCGGGACAUGGAAAAGAGUAAAUUUUACUCUCAAUUUGUCAACUAUAAUUCGCACAACACUUUCUCGACUAUUGAUAAGGUUGGCCAUCGUCAAAGUAGAAAAGUUACCACUAGGUUUUAUUCAAAGACACACGUUUGCACGGAUGAGGUCCAGGAUUAUAUCAGGGGUAUAAUGUCUAAAUUGUUGAAAAUUAUGGAUGAGUACAAGACCAAACCUAUCAACGCUUUUAUCCUUUGGUCGGAUAUGGCCAUGGACGCCAUCACUAUAUUUUCGUUUGGAACCAAAUAUUAUCAAUCUGUUCUUGAUGAUCCUUUUGGACUUGGCAAGGAAAUAAUUAUGGAAUUCUUUACGCAAUCUUCGUCUUGGUUUUGGGACACCCAGCUUCCAUCCUUACGUAAGCUUGCAGUUCCAAAAAGUGUUGAUAUUGCUGCUCAAAAGUGUUACGACUGGAUCGAAGCCCAGUUCAAUAAAUCACUUGGAGGAAUUGGCGAUUCUCAGCAAACUUUGGUUAACACGGUUUUAGGUGAAAAAGCGCAGAGUUCGCCUAAACCGGUGUUUGAUAAAGGAAGGGCUAAGAGUGAGUGCUUUGACCACAUUGCUGCCGGACAUAAUACCACAGCUACCACACUUAGUUACGUGUACUUUUCUCUUGCUAGAAACCCAGAAGUUCAAAAGAAGCUAAUCGAGGAGUUGAAGCAGUUUAAUGGCGGAAAGUAUCUUGCUGCAGAUGAUUAUAAUUCGCAGAUUUACGCGCAAAUUGAGAAUUUACCUUAUUUGAAUGCAGUCGUGGACGAAACACUCAGAGUUUAUUCUGCAAUACCAGGCCAAGAGCCUAGAGUGGCACCCAAGGGAGGAAUGAUUUGGAGAGGAUCCAAAGAGACACCAAAGUGUAUUAUACCUCAAGGAACAGUUAUCACUAUUCAACCAUGGUCAAUCCAUCGUAAUAAGGAUGUUUUUACCGACCCAAACCACUGGAAUCCGGACAGGUGGAUGAUUGAUAACGAAGAAAAAUUAAAGGUGAUGCACAAGAACCUGAUACCAUUCAGUGCCGGUGCACGGAUGUGCAUUGGAAAAAACUUGGCAUUGUGCGAAAUCAAGAUGAACAUCUCCAACAUGAUGAGUAGAUACAGAGUCAAGUUACAGGAUAAUUUUGAUUAUGAUAAAUAUUCGUACUUUGCGGACAUGUAUACUAGUGUUCCUGCUUGUGGUCAGAUGCCACUUAUUUAUGAGCCUUUGCUGGACCCAAUCGAAUCUAAGGAGUAA